Messenger RNA from Anopheles merus, 1043 nucleotides. RefSeq names its product protein groucho-like. Gene Ontology annotation, biological process: regulation of DNA-templated transcription; negative regulation of canonical Wnt signaling pathway. The transcript is spliced from 8 exons. The coding region runs from base 94 to 924 and encodes 276 amino acids. Gene Ontology annotation, cellular component: nucleus; transcription regulator complex. The record is from RefSeq and is a predicted model, not a curated record. Gene Ontology annotation, molecular function: transcription corepressor activity. NCBI's taxonomy places the organism in Eukaryota, Metazoa, Arthropoda, Insecta, Diptera, Culicidae.
UUAAAUGCGAUUAUCACGCAGAUUGUACCGUUUCUGUCCCAAGAGCAUCAACAGCAAGUACUAACAGCAGUUGAACGAGCUAAACAAAUUACAAUGUCUGAAUUAAAUAGUGUGAUAGGGCAACAACAACGUCCUGAUUUACCUAGGUUAUUACAACAGAUGCAUGCUCAACAAAUUCCAGGUGCCCAUGGAGCGCCUCCGAUACCUGUUGGUAUGCCUCAUCCCAGCCUUGGACCAGGAGCACUAGGAGGUCCAUUAGCUCUUGGUAGCACGCCUCCUCAACAUCCGUUGGCAAUACUCAACAAACAGGAACUUCACAGACCCGAAGAAUCCAAAAGCAGUAAUAGUAAUAUAAUGCCAUUGGAUGAUAGACACAGAAGCUCAAUUUCUCCUUCAGAUCGCGAUAAAUAUCGCCCAAGAACACCAGAAUCUACACAUGAAUUGAAGAAGGUUAAGAAAGAAGAAAAAGACUUGGGACAUUCUGAUGGAGAAAAGUCGGAUCAGGAUUUAGUGGUGGAUGAUGCAUCUGAGACCAAUCCAAUGAGUCCAAUACCCAAUCAACAUCAUAAUGGAACAGCAUCGCCCCGUGAAAAUGGUAUGAUGCAAAAGAAGCUUGACGUACAGGACAGAGAUCGAAUUGGGACACACUCACCGCGAUCAGGUACAUCUUCGAAUGCAUCGACGCCUUCUAACAAAAAAUUAGAUGACAAACCACCCACACCUAUUGCAAAACCAGCUACCCCUACCAACUCGGUAGCAAGCAACGGCGUUCCGAAGGUUGUAAAUAAACCACCUGUUAUAAAUCCUGGAUAUCCACCAUACCUUGCCGGUCCGUUGAAUGGUGCCUCACACGAUCUUCAAGCAGCUGCUGCUGCCGCUGCAUAUGGCGGCCCGGUGUGCACAAUAACCUUCCACAUUCACUAAACAACUACGCCCGCGCUCCGUUGGCGUUUGAUCCUCAUUCUCAGAUGCGUGCUCCUCUGGGUCCGAUUGGAAUUCCGGGUGGAAAACCUGCAUAUUCUUUUCAUGUGAACGCUGAAGGC